Molecule: messenger RNA, 719 nt
Organism: Prunus persica (peach)
Lineage: Eukaryota; Viridiplantae; Streptophyta; Magnoliopsida; Rosales; Rosaceae
Product: mitochondrial import inner membrane translocase subunit TIM13
Exons: 2
Coding region: 149-418 (89 amino acids)
Source: RefSeq, a predicted model, not a curated record
CAAAAUUUUGUGAGAAGUCAAAAUAGAGGCAAUAGCAGCAAUAGGAGUUGUGUAGGGUUUUAGAAGAGAGAUACAGUUGUUGUCUCUGUGGGUUGUGGAGGCCGGAGGGGAGAAGAGAAGAGUUGUUUAGAAAGAGAGACAAUCAGUAAUGGAUUCGUUUUCAUCCCCAUCAAGUGGAUCUUCUGCAACCCAAUUCAACCCUGACGCUUUCAAGGACCAGCUUAAGAACCAACUUGCUCAGGCUUAUGCCGAGGAGUUCUUGGAGACCCUGAGGUCAAAGUGCUUCGACAAGUGCAUCACGAAACCAGGAUCCAGCCUAGGUGGGAGUGAGAGUAGCUGCAUCUCUAGAUGUAUGGAUCGCUAUAUUGAGGCCACUGGCAUCAUCAGUAAAGCUCUCUUUAGUGCAUCCCCACAAUGAAAUUUUGGGGAUUAAAUUGUUUUCUUUGAAGAAAGUUGAAGUUGCAAAAGUUAAAAGAAACUACAAAUGCAAGUAGAGAUUGUGUUUUGUAUUCUAUCUCGAAGAUAAUACUUUCAUUGGAACAGAUGUUUAAUUCAUUAUGCUUGCUAAUUUUUGUACUUGAAGUUUAGCCAUGGAGAUUGGAGACUCUUCCUCUGUGCCACUUCUCCUACUGCAUAUUGAUUUAGAUACUCUACCCUGUUAUAGUAGAGAGCAGCGUAUACAAUGCUUUAGAAAUAUAGCAGUGGAUUUUGUGGCAAAA